This is a messenger RNA of Ictidomys tridecemlineatus (thirteen-lined ground squirrel), 2902 nucleotides long. It is a transcript of the gene Htr1f, whose product is annotated as 5-hydroxytryptamine receptor 1F. The record is from RefSeq and is a predicted model, not a curated record. Gene Ontology annotation, cellular component: plasma membrane. Gene Ontology annotation, biological process: positive regulation of MAPK cascade; adenylate cyclase-activating adrenergic receptor signaling pathway. Gene Ontology annotation, molecular function: G protein-coupled serotonin receptor activity. NCBI's taxonomy places the organism in Eukaryota, Metazoa, Chordata, Mammalia, Rodentia, Sciuridae.
AAAGGAAACGAAAUGGUUUUAUUUUAGAUAUUUUCAGAAAGGUUAUUCACGUCAUUUCCAGAUUUCACGAACAGAUAAUCUCCAAGGUAUCACUCAAGUUAAAGGGAUGGGACUUUUUCCCUCCCCCGCCCUUCUCCACGCAUCAGUGGAAGCGGAGGGCGGAGACGGAGGAGAGAGGAGACUGGAAGGAGAAAAAGUGAAAGAAGAAAAGAAAGGGGUAUUGAUGAAACAAAUGAAGGCAAGAAGAGAGGGGUACUAUGGGUGGUGGAUAACCCCUCGCGUCCUCUAGUGUGUCUAUUGGCGCCCGGCUCUGCGCUCCUAACGGCAGCGCGCAGUCAGCUCCGCGGCCCCGAGAGCAGUCCGGACGCGCCGCUGCCCUCCGGACAAGGCUGGCGCCGCGGGGUGUGACCUAUCCGUGCCCUGGGCCUGAGGGGACCACCUCUCCCUCGCCGGACUGCUGCGGGUAGCGCUCAGGGAGGGACUGAAGAGACAUUGAAUUGGACUGUGAGCCUUUCACUAGCUUCUCAUCAGAACAGGAACAUGAAGAGGUGGAGUAAUGAUGGAAACCAGCAAUCCAAACCAUCACAAUAUGUGAGAUCCUGACCACAAACUGGAGGUGAAAUCUGUAAUGUUUCUGACCAUUUUUGCAGCAAAACUUCCAAAAAGAUGGUAUCCAUAUUUCAGCUAUAUUAAUCUUUUAAAACAAAAAAAAUGGAUUUCUUAAAUUCAUCUGAUCAAAACUUGACCUCAGAGGAACUGUUAAACAGAAUGCCAGCCAAAAUUCUUGUGUCUCUCACUCUCUCCGGGCUGGCACUGAUGACAACGACCAUCAACUCCCUUGUGAUUGCUGCAAUUAUUGUGACCCGGAAGCUGCACCACCCAGCCAAUUAUUUAAUUUGCUCCCUUGCAGUCACAGAUUUCCUUGUAGCUGUCCUGGUGAUGCCCUUCAGUAUUGUGUAUAUUGUGAGAGAGAGCUGGAUCAUGGGACAAGUGGUCUGUGACAUUUGGCUGAGUGUCGAUAUUAUCUGUUGUACCUGCUCCAUUUUGCAUCUCUCAGCUAUAGCUUUGGAUCGCUAUCGGGCAAUCACUGAUGCUGUUGAGUAUGCCAGGAAAAGGACUCCCAAGCACGCUGGCAUUAUGAUUACAAUAGUUUGGGUUAUAUCAGUUUUUAUCUCCAUGCCUCCUCUAUUCUGGAGACACCAAGGAACUAGCCGAAAUGAUGAGUGUGUCAUCAAGCAUGACCACAUUGUUUCCACCAUUUACUCAACAUUUGGAGCUUUCUACAUCCCACUUGUAUUGAUUUUGAUCCUCUACUACAAAAUAUAUAGAGCAGCAAAAACAUUAUACCACAAGAGACAAGCAAGCAGAAUUGCAAAGGAGGAUCUGAAUGGCCAAGUCCUCUUGGAGAGUGGUGAGAAAAACACUAGACUGGUCUCCACACCCUACAUGCUAGAAAAGUCUCUAUCUGAUCCAUCAACAGACUUUGAUAGAAUUCAUAGCACAGUGAAAAGUUCCAGGUGCGAGUUGAAGCAUGAGAAAUCUUGGAGAAGGCAAAAGAUCUCAGGGACAAGAGAACGAAAAGCAGCCACCACCCUGGGAUUAAUCUUGGGUGCAUUUGUGAUAUGUUGGCUUCCUUUUUUUGUAAAAGAAUUGGUUGUUAAUGUUUGUGAAAAAUGUAAAAUUUCUGAAGAAAUGUCAAAUUUUUUGGCAUGGCUUGGUUAUCUCAAUUCCCUUAUAAAUCCACUGAUUUAUACAAUCUUUAAUGAAGACUUUAAGAAAGCAUUCCAAAAACUUAUGCGCUGCCGAUGUUAGUUUAAACAAAGUUUAUCAUUUUAGGGUAGAGUUUUUUUUUUUUUUUUAUCUUUCAGUAGAGUAACUAAAUGAAUGUUAAAUAAUAUACCAUUAAAAACUUUUAGAGGACAUAUUAAAGCUGCUAAAAGGAUAGAAUUUAUAUUUUAUUAGAACCAUUAAUAGAAAGUAUAUUGAUUUCAUCAUUCCAAUCAAAAUUAGAAAAUAAUUUAUUCAGAUUAUAAAAAAAUAUUUUGCCUUUUCUAUAUAUCUAAAAUGAUAACUGGAAAAAAUAUGAGUAUAUGGUAUUAAUGACAAUAAUUUUCCAGGUUUAUAUCUUAAAAAAUUAUAGAAGAAUUUUCAGUUAACAUACUUCCAUCCAUAAUCUCUAUAAGAUCCUGUUGUUUUAUUGUAUAAUCCUUUAUUUUACAAAAAAGAUAUAAUUUUACAAUGCACACAUUUCUCCUUCUUAACCAUUUUUGGCCCUUUUCCACCUUACCCUGAGCAUAACAAUUUACUUAGUAUGAGUAAGGAUCAAUACUGUCUUUUUAUUUUGAUGGUAAAGAGUAAUCCUAAAAUGAAUUAGGUAUGGCAAAAUAAUUCUGAAUAAUGAAUGAGUACAUUUUAAAUUUUCUGUUUGGUAUACAUUUCUAGAAGAAUAUUAUCUUAACCAUGUAGUAUCAACAUCUGAAAUCAAAUCCUCACCCAAGGAGUGGGAGGAAAUUAUAAUUUCCCCUUGUUUAUUUUAGAACCAGAUUUAAGGCACUAAGCAUUCUAGGUUAUUCACCAUACUUAUUAUAUUUCCAAUCUCUUAUUUAAAACAGAAAAUGCGUUUCACUUCUUUUAAUGUUAAUUAGCUCAGUUACUAACUAAAUCUGUCACUUUAUACUUCAUCUCCAUACCUUUGAUUUAAACAUCAUUUUCUUUUUAUGAGAGAGAAUGUAAUAGGAACUUUACUUUUAAUUAAACCACCUCUAGUUUUCUGAUUGGUGGAAACAAAUAAUCUUUGAGAAGGCUCAUCAUAAACCAAGACUAUUUGUAAAACAACAUAUACCUUUAUUUUUGAACCACAACUUUGUAUUUUAAAAUAUACUUUGCUGGGGGAGGUGAUUAA